Messenger RNA from Oreochromis niloticus (Nile tilapia), 3511 nucleotides. RefSeq names its product methyltransferase 22, Kin17 lysine (gene mettl22). The record is from RefSeq and is a predicted model, not a curated record. NCBI's taxonomy places the organism in Eukaryota, Metazoa, Chordata, Actinopteri, Cichliformes, Cichlidae. The transcript has 13 exons. Gene Ontology annotation, biological process: protein methylation. Gene Ontology annotation, molecular function: protein methyltransferase activity. The coding region runs from base 674 to 1816 and encodes 380 amino acids. Gene Ontology annotation, cellular component: nucleus.
UCAGCUAGAUUAAGUGUUUACUGAGAAUUGACAGUGAUAGCGGACAUCAUCAUCACUAUUCCAAUCAAUCCUCUCCACACAGACAAGCAUAAACACACUUGACUAUCGCUAAAUCAAAUUUAACACGCAUUUGAAAUGACGCUAAUUCAGUUUAUAACAGGGUUCAUUCGCUCGGUCAGCAGGUGGCGGUAUCCUCGUACACUGGGGAGUAAACUGCCAUUAAACGAACAGAAGAAGAAGAAAACAUCUGCACAUGCGCGGUACGGAUUGGGUAGACCCGAUUUGUACGGUCGGACUGUGCACAUGCGCAGUAAGGAUCGGGGAGUCCUGAUCCGUAACUAUCUUUUUAUUUUUCGUUUUUGUCUACAUUGUACUGAAAUGCUUCAUUAUUGCAAACAUUUGAAGAUAUACUUAUUAUUCUUAACAUCUUAACAGAUACUCUGACCCGUAACUAUCGUAAAACGCUUCGACCGGAAGUAGACACCUUUCGCGCAUGCGGGGUACCGAUCGGGUUUCCGGUACAGAUCGGGUAGUGACAGCGUCGCUGCUGUAAACACCCCCACAAUGGAAAAACACUGGUACAGUGGCCAUGGGUGCUGACACCCUGACCCCCAUCUCCUUUUAAGGUAAGCAGGUGACUGAUCUUCAGUUCCAGCAGUAGAUUUGAUCAUCCAUGGAGGAAAUCACUUUCCAUCAUGACACUGUGCUGUCAGAUGUUCACAUGCUCCGUCCCGGUGGACGCCACCUUAUGACACACCUCAACAACGUUGGGCAACCUGUCUUCAUGUCCAGGUUGGUGAUCCUGGCAGAAAGAUGUGAUAGUCACGAGCCAGGGAGUGACUUAAAACAGGAAAGUGCAACCAGCCAAACAGUCAAACAAGCCACUGAAGAACCAGAUGGAGAGGACAGAAAAGUAGAGUCACUCUUGGAUGUCGAUGGAGAUCUUGACAUAAUACAUCGACCUCGGCCAAACCUUACAGAGGGCAGCAGUCGGGACUGGACUCGUCCAGUAGUUCUCAAACAGUCUAAUGAUGUAAUGGAACAAGAAGACGAGGGUCACUGGUUAAAAGAUGUUAUAAGGAUUGAGCACACGAUGGCCACACCCAUGGAGGAUGUUGGCAAACAGGUGUGGCGUGGGGCAUUAUUCAUGGUGGACUUCAUCCUCUCUAACCCAGUCAUGUUCAGAGGAGCUACAGUCCUAGAACUAGGAGCAGGGACAGGCUUAACCAGCAUCAUCAUGGCAACCAUAGCUAAAACAGUCUACUGCACAGAUGUGGGAGAAGACCUUCUACAGAUGUGUAAAAGAAAUAUAGCGUUAAAUAAACACAUGCUGAAGUCUGCAGAUCACGAGGUGAAAGUAAGACAGUUGGACUGGCUUCAGGAUGACCUUUGCACAGAUGUUGCUGUGGAGUUUAGUUGGACAAAGGAGGAGGUAGCAGAUCUGAAUAACACUAGCAUCAUAAUUGCUGCUGAUGUUUGUUAUGAUGAUGAUCUGACGGAUGGCCUGUUCCGAACACUGUACCGACUCUGCAACAACUUUCCACACACCUGCACUAUCUUCAUCUCCAUUGAGAAAAGGAUGAACUUCACCCUGCAACACAUGGAUGUUUCCUGCGAAGCCUAUGAUCAUUUCGUCCACUGUAUGAACCAACUUCAGGACCUGGAGAACGGACAGUGUAGUUUCAGAGUGGAACAGCUCCCUUCUAACUUUGAUCAGUUUAUUUUAUAUGAACGUGUAGAACAACUGGAGCUGUGGAAGGUGACUGCGACUCCUCUUCCUUUUAAGCAAGCCAGAUCUGAUCCGGAAGAAUUUUAAUGUUGAUCUUGUACCAGCACCAAACCAAAGUGAAGAGAAACCCAAAAUUUGACCUAAAAUAUGUUUCAAGUUUACAGUUGACGUUUUAAUUACAUAUAUUUAUACAAAAAAUAAAAUGUAGUAAUCAAGAUAAAUAUUGAAAAUUACAAAAGUAAAAAAUAUUACUUUAUUUAAAUUUUGCAUUUCCUUGUGUAACUUUUUAUCCUUUUCGUCCUCAUGUCAGUGGUUGUCAGUGUCUGGUUGGAGGAGCUUGGGAAGUGGAAGGAAGUGCUAACUGAGAAGUGGUGGGUCAGUUUUAGAGCCAAUUCAAUAGUCUUUGACCAAGAGACCAAACCGCAACGUUCAGUCAUAGAUCUUUAAAAGUCACCUUUAAAAUGCUGGGUUUGGUCUCUGGUUAGGGUUAACUUAUGGAUAUUGUAUAUGGGGUUUUUUUGUGCUGAUUAGCAAAAACUGGCAAUCUUGUCUAGUAGGAUUCAUAAACUUUACGGAUGCAACAAACAGGCACACAUAAGUGCUAAUUAGUCCUAGGUGAAACACUAGAAUUUCACUCACGAAAACUAAAGCACAAAUGUCUUAAAUGAAUCAUAACACACUGCACGCAUUGGUGUCUGUUUGAGAAUGCCAUUAAAAAAGCACCAUCAGCACAAACAUGGUGGAGUUGUCUGUUUCAGUUCUUGAGAUGACAUUGUGAGUGCUGGUAGACAGCAGUCUGCUACAGCGAUGAUGGCAUACCUAUCAGUCAAACCAGCAAACCGUAAUACUUAUUUGUGAAUGACUUCAGAGUUUUUAUGAAGAGGAAAUUAUCUACAAGUUAUUUUUGCUCCAGACUGUAAACAUACUUUAUAAUUCUGUAAAUAUGGAAAUUCAAAUAUGGGAAUUUAUAACUAUAAAUUAUAAUCGUUUUUUGUCAGUUUAUUGGAGGUUUUUGUCAAACCUGCAGCUGAUUUUGUGAAAUGUUUUGAAGCAAUUAAUUGAAGCAUACCAAUAUUGUUUUAGCUUACUUCUGUUAGGAUUUAACAGGUAACCAUGAAUCUGGGACAUGCAUUAACAUUUUAAUAUGAAUUUGGAAGGAAUAAAAAAAAAUCAAGCAAUGUUAUACAUUUCACUAGUGGCUACGUUUUAGAAUAUAGCGGUGAGUGUGUGUGUGGUGGGGGUGCAUUGGCGUGUUUUUGUACUCGAGUAUAAUGUCUUCUUCAAGCAAAUAAGAAAUAUAACUCAUAUUAUAGAGUGAAUCAAGUUGAAAGAAUAAGCCUUAGAAAGUCAUACUCCAAGAAAACCAAACAAAAUCUGACUCGAAUCUGCGGUUUCUACGAAGCUGAGAAAUUUUUUGACGUAAAACGUCUGUCCGUAGUCUUUUGGGGAAUGUAGUUUUCUUAGUGUGAAAAUUCUUUCGAAGCAGACGCUCUGUCGUUUUUUAAUAAGACUUCAUAUCCCAGGGGUCACUGCGGGUAGCCGUCGGUUGUGGGGACGCAUUAGCUCACGCGGACAGUCUCUGGGAGUGCUGAGUCGAACAUCCUCUGUGGCGUCUGGUCAGACAGAAACCGGCUGCUGGGUUUUACUUGAGUCGGAGAUUAAACGGCACACUUGGAGUUGGGACGCUCUCCACCAUUCCCAGGGCUGACGGCGUCGUCGGGUUUCGGGAGGACGCUCGUGUGGAUCAACAACUGCGCAGCUCAAAUCUCACGGCGGUGAAAA